CUACCUUCUUGUCUGAUAGUGAGAGUUGUUGCCUGAUUCCUGCAGAAGCCUGUUUAACAAGCCUCACAUAAUGUGUGAUCUAUUUGUAGGCACCUGGAAACUCAAUUCUAGUAAAAACUUUGAGGAUUAUAUGAGAGAACUGGGUGUGGGCUUUGCUACCAGGAAAAUAGUUGGUGUGGCCAAGCCCAAUGUAAUCAUAAGCACCAAUGGAGAUGUGAUAACCAUCAGAACAUUAAGUACCCUCAAAAAUACAGAGAUCUCUUUCAAGCUGGGUGAGGAGUUUGAGGAGACCACAGCAGAUGACAGGAAAGUUAAGGAAUGUACCAUGAACAAUGUUAUCUGCACUAGAGUCUAUGAAACUGCAUGAAGAAACCCUGUCUCCACAAUGGACUGGGAUCUAAGUUGUGGAGAACCAGCUCAGUUCCAGGAG
Messenger RNA from Caretta caretta (loggerhead turtle), 430 nucleotides. Lineage: Eukaryota; Metazoa; Chordata; Testudines; Cheloniidae. The record is from RefSeq and is a predicted model, not a curated record.